Verticillium dahliae VdLs.17 is the source of this 1039-nucleotide messenger RNA. RefSeq lists its product as uncharacterized. The transcript has 2 exons. The coding region runs from base 398 to 559 and encodes 53 amino acids. The record is from RefSeq and is a predicted model, not a curated record. Lineage: Eukaryota; Fungi; Ascomycota; Sordariomycetes; Glomerellales; Plectosphaerellaceae.
AUCGCGGGCCCAAUUCGCUCUCUUCCCGCCGCCUCGCCCGCGACUUUCUUUCUUUCGCUUCGAUUGUCAGCUGGUCUGUCCCUUUUCCCCCUCCGACCUUGCGCCCUGGCGGUUUAAUUCUCAAACCCCACAAUCAAUCAAUCUCGCCCCUCCCAAUUUCCGCCCUACCGAAAACGAACCACGCGCCGCGAUCGAUCCAGCCUGGCGCCAUCGAAUCGAACCAGACGACUUACCUGCCUCGCCCGCUUUUUUAAGUUGGACUUGUCAUUGAUACACACAUACAACCCACGAAGCCCACGCCGUCGGAUCGUCCCGAAGGGCAGACGAACGACGAUCGCUAUUCCGCCCGCUCGACAACUGUCCCGUCCUCGCACGAGAGAUAGCCCCAUCUGUCACGAUGAGGUUAACUGCCGCGGCCCUCCUCGCCAUGGCCGCCUCCCUCGCCUCCGGUGCCGUUGUCAUCACGCCCGUCACGCAAAACCAGGUCGUCGACAGAGUCAGCGGUGACUGCUACUUUGGCGUCGCCACGCCCCAGGGCUGCGCACCCCUUCGCAACUAGGAAGCGACAACGACGACAAAUGAGAUACGCCUCCUCGACCGCCGCCUUGCUCUGUCGAAAAUCGGACUGGUCUUAAUCAAAUGGUUUUGAACAAACCCACAACACCAUGCUAGCGUAACCGCAGGCAACAGAACAACGUCUACAAGAAGCAGAAAACCAACCUGCCUCUGCUUAAGCGAAGGACCGCAUAGAAGAAGUCAGGAGGGGCGGGAGAGAAAGAUACGGGGAGAGACCAAGAGAGAAGACCUCGACAUGGGAGCGACGAGACGGGAGACACAAUCUCAUUUUGCAUCUGCAGCGAAGUAAUGACCACGACCACAAGUUUGCACGUCACGCCGGCUGGGUCUGGACUAAGCAACACCCCCCAUCCCUGCUUUUCUUCUUCUUUCUCACACAUAGACACACUCUUGGAACAUAUGCGCCAUGCCGGCCGCAACAACUUAUAUUACUGGGAAAUAGCGAAUGCUUGCCGAACACACG